CAUUCAAUUCCCUCCUGCAAUUGCUUGCUUUUAGAGAAGAAGCGAUGAAAUUUAGAAAGAAUCUAAAAACCACGGUUCACAUCACCAGUGGUACAAGGCCUAACCACGGGUUAAGUUUGCUUUAACACGAAGAGAUGACAUCGGCAGUAACGGCACCCUUGUUAGGUGUGCCCUCUUUAAAAACUUCUCUAAUUAGGACCCUAUUUACUCCACGCUACGAACUGGUAGACCUGGGUAGUUGAUUCAUUAACACAUCUUUCAUCCGUCAAUUCAUUAAAUUGGGCGUGGAUUUUUCUUGGUUCUUCCAGAAUUCUGAGAGAGAUGGGGGCAUCGGAGGAAAGCUUGGGCGCGGGGUCAAAGUUGAAGUCGGCAGCAGUGCUGGAGCAGGCCAAGAAGCAUCUCGCCACUGAGGCAGGCAACGAUCUCAAGAAGAAGAUUGGCCUUGUUUAUCAGCUUAACAUUUCACCUAAGAAAAUUGGGAUAGAUGAGGAGGUGUUUGUUGUGGACCUGAAGAAUGCUCAAGUAACCAAAGGCCCAUUUGAAGGGAAACCAGAUGCAACAUUUUCCUUUGUGGACAAUGAUUUCCUUGCAGUGGUUACAGGCAAGAUGAAUCCUCAAAUUGCUUUUAUGAGGGGCAAAAUGAAGGUUAAAGGGAGCAUGAGUGCAGCGCAAAAGUUUACACCAGACAUUUUCCCAAAGCCUUCAAAGCUAUAAAAACAAUGCUCACCUUCCAGAAAAUUACUCUAUUUUUUCUGAAGGUUUUGCAUAGACGUUUUCACUAUCAAAUUUAGCAUUUAGUCAAAAUUCUUGCAAACGUCUCGUUCUUUUAGGGCAUCUUCUAUUGGGUUAGACUUUAUCAUUUCUAUGGCUAUAUUAGGAUGCGGACACACUAUUAAAUUGAAAUAGAGUUUAGAGUAAUUAUCGGGAAGUUCUUCAAGAUCCCGAACUGCACCUGGAGAAGCUUUUGGUCGUGGAACUGGUUUGGAUGUCAUGUGACUACAGAUGCAUAUCUGUCCUAUUUGGUAUUUCAAUUAAUUUAAAGGAAAUAAUUUUCAUGUUAAUAAACCACUUUGUAAUUUAUAUUAGCAAUCUAUGAAAACAUCAGAACCGUCAAUAACCGAAGUUUGAAUUUGCCGGUAUCAUAAUAAAGAUUCUAGUAACCUUCAA
Cryptomeria japonica (Japanese cedar) is the source of this 1167-nucleotide messenger RNA. Its product is annotated as sterol carrier protein 2. The coding region runs from base 322 to 714 and encodes 130 amino acids. Lineage: Eukaryota; Viridiplantae; Streptophyta; Pinopsida; Cupressales; Cupressaceae. The transcript is spliced from 4 exons. Gene Ontology annotation, cellular component: cytosol. The record is from RefSeq and is a predicted model, not a curated record.